Messenger RNA from Hemibagrus wyckioides, 1467 nucleotides. RefSeq names its product amnion associated transmembrane protein (gene amn). The transcript has a single exon. Gene Ontology annotation, biological process: intracellular protein localization; receptor-mediated endocytosis. The record is from RefSeq and is a predicted model, not a curated record. Gene Ontology annotation, cellular component: endocytic vesicle; apical plasma membrane. Bases 34 to 1446 code for a protein of 470 amino acids. Lineage: Eukaryota; Metazoa; Chordata; Actinopteri; Siluriformes; Bagridae.
AUUUUCCUCUUACAUUGAAUUUCAUUCCCUCUCAUGAUGGCAAACAGACAAGUCCUGUUUAUUUUGCUUGCUAUGCUUGGUUCUGCAUAUGCAGUGUACAAGCAGUGGAUUCCAGACACCAACUUUGAAAAUGCAACAAAUUGGGACAAAGGUUCUGUGCCCUGUGGAAGCGACCAAGUGAUAUUUCCAGCCUCUGGUAAAGUAGCUGUGUAUGUGGAGGCAACUCAUACACUUUCUGGAAUGAGUCUCCCUGUGGAUGGAGAGUUUAUUCUGGCUUCAGGAGCUAGUUUCUCUAUUAGAGAAGGUCCGGAUCCUAGCUGUGGAGCAAGUGGCACUACCCAUUUCAGAGACCCUGACUCUAUGAAGUGGUUCGAUCCAGCUCUGUGGAAGGCUGCUUCCUCAUUAGAUCACCUUCAGAGUGGGCCAUAUCUCUUCUUUGUCCAUGAAGAGACUGUACCUUGCCAGUAUGAUGAUGUAGUGUUUCGAGAUGGAUCAUCAUUCCGUGUGGAUGUAUCGGCACAUGAGAAUAGCGUUCCUGUGAAGAGCGUGUCCGUGCUGGGGAAGAAGUUCAGUGACAGCUCCGACUUCUCACAGUACGCUACUUCCCAUCUGGGCAAGCUGCAGUUUCAUGGAUCUUCAGCAGUCAGAGUUAGUGGUUCAGCCUGCAAUGAUAUCACUGGAUGUGAGUGUGGAAAUUCAGCCAACCAUGACCGGAUAUGUUCAGAUAUCAAGUGUCCACACCUGGGCUGUAAGACAGCCUUGAACCCUGUGGGACACUGCUGUGAUGUCUGUGGUGCCAUCGUGACUAUUCAUUUCUCUGACAGCUUCAACAUUGAAUCCUACCACCAGCGAGUGCAGCACCUCUUCCUCAGCUUGUUUAAGUAUAAAUCUAUCAAGAUGGCAAUGUCAAAAGUCUCAAAAACUCAGAGACUGAUGCGAUUCAUUCCUUAUAAAACCACACAAGAGAUCCAGGUGGUUCUCCUGGAUGAAAAUACUGGUCCAAACUCUGGAAAACUAGCUGAGGACCUUGCUCAGGAUAUCAUGAGAGACAUUAAUGCCCAAGGUUCUCACCUGGGCAUAGAUAGUGCAGAGUUUCAAGCAUCUUCAGGACCAAGUGGUGGCAUAAGUGGAGGAGCAGUGGCUGGGAUUAUCCUGGGUAUUCUGGCUUUGAUGGCUUUCUUGGCUCUGUUUGUAGUUCUCCAUCGUCGGGGCAUGGUCAGAAUGCCAAAUUUACCAUCAUUGAGUCGUUGGAGGAAGGAUAGUGAUAUUGGUGAACUAGGUGGGCCUUUAGACCAUGGUUUUGACAACCCUAUGUUUGAGAAGCAAAGCGAUUUGCCAGAGAUCCCUGGGCUGUAUGGAACAGAGAGUCUGAAUGGUAUCACCUUAACUCAUUCAGGUGUGCACUUUGUGAAUCCUGUGUAUGAUGAAACUGACUUUAAUGCAUGAUGCUGAUUUAAUGAUAAUGAC